UUUUCUUUAUCAUAGUGCCAUAUUUUUCCUUUAUUUUUUAGUAAAUCGGCUCAGGAUUGACUCCAGGGUUAGAUGUACAGUACCGAUAUGUGAUAAAGUGUUCAUCACCAUUGAUCAUCAGAGUAGCAGAAAACGUUCAACUGAAGCAGAAGUUGGAGUUUUUAAAUUUAUAAUGAAUUUGUAAGGCUUCUUAUUUAAAUCUACCGCAGUGUCAAUACACGGAGUUUUUACAGUGUUUAGUGCUAAACUGUCCAGACCACUAAGUGGGACGCUGUGCGAGGGGAAGGGGAGGGUCCCGUCUCCGCAAUAAAGGCUACGGUAGUAAAAAAGAAAGUCAGUGUGUGUGAGAGAGGUCGACAGAGAGAGAGAGGGAGAGAGAGACGGAGGUGCUGGACUCAGAAUGGCUCAUCACUUUAAGCACUGCUGAGCCCAUUUCACUGGAUUUGCAUCGGCUGAUUAUUAAAAGAACGUUGCGCGUUUUCACUUUUGCGCCUCCUUCAGACUGCGAUCAGCGGGAUUUCAGAGGGGGGAUCGUCCAGCGGACCUGAGCCGUGCGAGGUCUGGGCAGGUGGGAAGAGGCGCACUCUGACUGGCACAGUCACUUGUGCGUCUUCAAAAAUGCUGAACGACAUCAAAAUCGAAGAUCGUCUGCGGACUGAUUCCAGCUCCCUGGACGGGAGCUGUCGCCACCAGGCCGUGUGUGAGGGCUGCGCGCGGAUCAUCUCAGACCGCUUCCUGAUGCGGGUCGAUGACGCGUCCUGGCACGAGGGCUGCCUGCAGUGCGUCGCGUGCCAGCAGCCGCUCACCGCCACCUGCUACACGAGAGACACCAAGCUGUACUGCAAGGCCGACUACCAGCGUUUGUUUGCCACAAAAUGCAGCAGCUGUCUGGAGAAGAUCUCGCCAACUGAGUUUGUGAUGCGAGCUCUGCAGAGUGUUUACCACCUCAGCUGCUUCUGCUGCUGUGUCUGCGAGCGGCAGCUGCGCAAAGGAGACGAGUUUGUGCUGAAGGAAGGCCAGCUCCUGUGCAAGAGUGACUAUGAGAGGGAGAGGAGCCUCCGGAAGAUCUUCAUCCCAGAUGACUCUGACUCAGACAAGAGUGAGGAUGAGGAACGGGAUGUGAAGACAGAGAAGUCUCCUGCAUCAGGAAAGGACAGUAACGAUAGCAAAGACCCUCGUCGGGCCAAACGGCCGCGCACCAUCCUCACCACCCAGCAGAGGAGAGCCUUCAAGACCUCCUUUGAAGUCUCGUCCAAACCCUGCAGAAAGGUGAGAGAGACCCUGGCUGCAGAAACUGGACUCAGUGUCCGUGUGGUCCAGGUCUGGUUCCAGAACCAGAGGGCAAAGAUGAAGAAAUUAGCUCGCAGACAACAGCAACAGCAGGAGCAGCACGGCAGCGAAAGGCUGGGCCAAGAGGUGAUGUCGCGCUGCAUGGAGAGCCUGCUCAGCUCCUACUCAGGGCCUGUACCUGCGAGCCAGCAGCAGCUGGUGACCCUGGAUCCCAGCUGCUACAGCACAGACGCCUUCCAGCAGGGCCUGACUCCUCCACAGAUGCCCGGUGACCACAUGAACCCUUACGGUACUGACUCCGUGUUCCACGACAUCGACAGUGACACCUCGCUGACAAGUCUAAGCGACUACUUCAUGGCUUCUCCUGACGUAGGUCUCCUGCAAGCACGAACAGGAAACCCCAUCGACCGUCUGUACUCCAUGCAGACCUCCUACUUUGCCUCCUGAGAGCCGGGAGCAGCGAUCGUUCACUAUAACACAUGCCUGUCCACCAAAUAUACCUGACCCACCUCCACCAGCCAAAGGAAAGGGAACACUUGAAGCUCAAACCUCUUAAACCUAAUGUCUGUUGCAGUAAAUUUGGAUUUUCAACUGGAUUCACUGUGUGUAGAUAGUUGUAAAUGUACAGAGUGUCUGUGGUUUAAGAGUCGGUGCAGGGCCAUUCGUCUAAAUCAAAGUGUUGCAGAAACAUUAGGCUAAAAUACAUAAACACUACUCUAAUAAUGGUUAACUUGUUUUUAAUGAGACAGUGAAGAUGAUCCACUUUUUGUAGGGGAAUGUUUAAAACAAGUACAAGAAUCAAUGAUUUCAUACUUGUCUAAUUUAUUAUCUGUACUGUUUCGUUUUUAAAUACUGUUUCUCACAAACAAAACAUCCAGUUACGCCUCUUGAAAUGAACAGCUUUUUAUUUAUUUUCACAUUUUCUAUUUAAAAAGACUGAAAUAUCCUAAUUAUCUGACUGGUUGAUUCUGAUUUUCAAGCUUGUCUGUUUAUAAAAUUACUUCGACAUUUCUUUGAUAUUUAUUGUACUGCUGACACCAACUGGAGACAAUUUCAAUUUGCUAUAUUACCAAAAAAUGAGGGAACAUCUAAUAAAAAGGUCUUUUUUCAAAUCA
This is a messenger RNA of Betta splendens (Siamese fighting fish), 2405 nucleotides long. Its product is annotated as LIM homeobox transcription factor 1-beta.1-like. Bases 619 to 1737 code for a protein of 372 amino acids. NCBI's taxonomy places the organism in Eukaryota, Metazoa, Chordata, Actinopteri, Anabantiformes, Osphronemidae. The record is from RefSeq and is a predicted model, not a curated record. Gene Ontology annotation, cellular component: nucleus. The transcript has 8 exons. Gene Ontology annotation, molecular function: DNA-binding transcription factor activity, RNA polymerase II-specific; RNA polymerase II transcription regulatory region sequence-specific DNA binding. Gene Ontology annotation, biological process: regulation of transcription by RNA polymerase II; neuron differentiation.